AUGGUUUCUCUCGAUGAUGUGAAGAGCACCAAUUCCAAGCUGGUCAUUCCUAACCUUGUCGCCGUCUUUGCGGGAGCGACAGCAGGUAUCGGAAGCUUCACCCUUCUUCACUUCGCCGAGCACGCCAUCCGACCCAAGAUUUACUUUCUCGGUCGCUCACAGGAGCAAGCGGAUUUAUUGACAAACCAGCUGAAGGAGAAAAAUGCAGAAGGGGAGUAUAUUUUCGUCCAAGCCGACCUCAGCUCCAUCAAGAACGUGGAUCAGGCCUGCGAGAAAAUUAAGCAGCAGGAGGAGAGCAUCAAUAUUCUACUCAUGAGCCAGGGUGCGUUGAAACUUGCUACCACUGAGGAGGGCCUCCCACACGUUACGGCAGUGGGCAUUAUGGGACGAUUGCGGAUGGCGCAGAACCUCUUGCCUCUCCUCCGCAAAGGCCAAUCCCUCCGUCGGGUCGUAUCCGUGAUGGCAGGUGGCAAAGAGGGAAAGCUGUAUCUCGAUGAUAUUCCAGCUCGUAGGGUCAACCCCGCCCACGGGCGAGAGCAUGCCGCCACCACCAUGACGCUCGGCCUUGAAGGACUGGCGAGACAAGCGCCCGAGGUGUCGUUCGUGCAUAGCUUCCCCGGUCCGGUGAUGACGAACCUGAUCAGAAAGGAAUCUGGACUGAUGCUGCGACCCCUCAAGUAUAUCUUCCAGUGGAGAUACCGAAACUCGUGGAUCAGUCCUGAGGAGACGGGUGAGAGACAUACUUUUCUAUGUGUGAGCGCGCAGUUUCCUCCCAAAUAUGGGGAUGGUGCGCUCGGGGUGACCCUUGAGGGACAGCUUGGAGUGGCAAAGGGGAGCGACGGGGUGCAGGGAAGUGGUGUCUACAUUGUCGAUGAAAGAAGUGAGGUGUGCUCUAAUUCGUUCAGUGGUCUUGCCAAAUACCGGAAUGCGGGUGCCGUAGACAAAGUAUGGCAGGGCUUGGAUGCAGAGUUCAAGAGAAUCCUGGGUUAA
Clonostachys rhizophaga is the source of this 990-nucleotide messenger RNA. The record is from the annotation of a GenBank genome assembly. NCBI's taxonomy places the organism in Eukaryota, Fungi, Ascomycota, Sordariomycetes, Hypocreales, Bionectriaceae.